AUGUGCAGAUUCAUGGUUUACAAAGGCAAAGAUGAUAUCCUUCUCUCUGAACUCAUUCUCAACCCUACCCAUUCUAUCCUCACACAAUCCUUCGAUUCACGCCUACGACUAGACCGGCGCCGCCCACACAAUGGCGACGGCUUCGGCAUCGGCUACUACACCUCUCCCUCACUCGGACCCACCCCUUGCGUCUUCACCUCCACCAUCCCCGCCUGGAACUGCAUCAACCUCUCGCGCAUCGCCUCCAAGACAACCUCGUCCCUCAUCUUCGCCCACGUGCGCGCCACCACCGAAGGCAACCUCAGCGACAGCAACUGCCACCCCUUCAGCUACAAAAGCAUCAUGUUCAUGCACAAUGGCGGCAUCGGCGCCUGGCGCCAGAUCAAGCGCCGCUUCGCCCUCAGCCUCGCCGAGAAAUGGUUCAACGUCGUCGGCGGCUCCACAGACAGCGAGUGGGCAUUUGCCAUGUUCCUUGACUGCCUCGCCAACGCCGGCGUGUCACCGGAUAAAGACGUAGAGCCUGGUGUGGGCUUUGGACAUACGGUGCUGAGGAAGGCGCUGCUGAAGACGAUUGAGCGGAUUAAUGCGUUGAUCAAGGAGGUUGUGGGUGAGCAGGGCGUCGGGGAGGAGGAUAGUAGGAGUUUAUUGAAUUUUGCGGUUACGGAUGGCGUUAGUGUGGUUUGCUCACGUUAUGUGAGUUCGACGAAAGAUGAAGCGGCGAGUUUGUUUUUUAGUAGUGGGACGAGUUGGAAGGAACUUGGUGGGGAGACGCACCGCGGUGCUGCAGCAGCGUCGGUCGGGAGUGAUGAUGGGAGUAGUGCUGGGUUGGAGAGUGAGGAUAGAGAGAGGAAUUAUGUCAUGGAGAGGAGGGAUAAGGGGUCCGAUAUCGUGCUUGUGGCCAGUGAGCCGUUGACCUUUGAACGUGAUAAUUGGGUUACGGUGCCGACAAAUAGUACCCUGACUAUUUCGAAGCAGACGGUCAUGAUUCAUCCUAUUGUAGAUGAAUUCUACUCCCCGAACCCGGCGCAUGAGCGUAGUGCUCAGUUUGCAAAGGCCAAGGGGCAGACUGUUACGGGCAAGGCGUGA
Bipolaris oryzae ATCC 44560 is the source of this 1086-nucleotide messenger RNA. RefSeq lists its product as uncharacterized. The transcript is spliced from 4 exons. The record is from RefSeq and is a predicted model, not a curated record. The coding region runs from base 1 to 1086 and encodes 361 amino acids. NCBI's taxonomy places the organism in Eukaryota, Fungi, Ascomycota, Dothideomycetes, Pleosporales, Pleosporaceae.